UCAGCAGUCAACAAAAUAUAAUAGAAGGUAACAUAAUUAUUUAAAACGAGUCGAGUGUGCUCAGAUUAAAACAUCAUUCAGUGAUGUAGAAAUAUAAAAUAAUAACAUAAAACAAUUCUUGUGCACAGAUAUGACACAUCAUUCAAUGAUGCAGAAAUAUAAAAGUAAUAACAUAAAACAAUUCUUGUGCACAGAUAUGACACAUCAUUCAGUGAUGCAGAAAUAUAAAAGUAAUAACAUAAAACAAUUCUUGUGCACAGAUAUGACACAUCAUUCAGUGAUGCAGAAAUAUAAAAGUAAUAACAUAAAACAAUUCUUGUGCACAGAUAUGACACAUCAUUCAGUGAUGCAGAAAUAUAAAAGUAAUAACAUAAAACAAUUAUUGUGCACAGAUAUGACACAUCAUUCAGUGAUGCAGAAAUAUAAAAGUAAUAACAUAAAACAAUUCUUGUACACAGAUAUGACACAUCAUUCAAUGAUGCAGAAAUAUAAAAGUAAUAACAUAAAACAAUUCUUGUGCACAGAUAUGACACAUCAUUCAGUGAUGCAGAAAUAUAAAAGUAAUAACAUAAAACAAUUCUUGUGCACAGAUAUGACACAUCAUUCAGUGAUGCAGAAAUAUAAAAGUAAUAACAUAAAACAAUUCUUGUGCACAGAUAUGACACAUCAUUCAGUGAUGCAGAAAUAUAAAAGUAAUAACAUAAAACAAUUCUUGUGCACAGAUAUGACACAUCAUUCAAUGAUGCAGAAAUAUAAAAGUAAUAACAUAAAACAAUUCUUGUGCACAGAUAUGACACAUCAUUCAAUGAUGCAGAAAUAUAAAAGUAAUAACAUAAAACAAUUCUUGUGCACAGAUAUGACACAUCAUUCAGUGAUGCAGAAAUAUAAAAGUAAUAACAUAAAACAAUUCUUGUGCACAGAUAUGACACAUCAUUCAGUGAUGCAGAAAUAUAAAAGUAAUAACAUAAAACAAUUCUUGUGCACAGAUAUGACACAUCAUUCAAUGAUGCAGAAAUAUAAAAGUAAUAACAUAAAACAAUUCUUGUGCACAGAUAUGACACAUCAUUCAAUGAUGCAGAAAUAUAAAAGUAAUAACAUAAAACAAUUCUUGUGCACAGAUAUGACACAUUAAUUCAAAGACCAGGAGUAAUAUAAUAGUAACAAAAAUAGGUCUGCGUACUUAUAUUAAUUAAUUAUUUUUUAAUAGUCUCAACGCACUUGAGCUGCACUACGCGACGUGGUGCGGCAAGUAUAGUUUAUAUGAGUUUGUUUUGAGCAAGGCGUCGCCGCGUCGCGCAGCUCAACACAAAUGCGUUUGGACAUUAAGGCACACAAGGUUUAGAAAUAUAAUGGUACUGAUUCUGAUCGCAACAAAAUUUUAGAGUAUUGGCAUCUUUUUCUCACUAAUUCAAAAGGACGGGCAAACUUAAUUUAAUUUAGGACUGUCAAACUUCGUUACUUUGGGUGUAGCACAAGAAUCUUUCCAUCCUUUUUAGAAAUAUUAAAAAAAAAGACGCAGAUACUCUAAAACUCUAACGAAAAAACAUCAGAAUCGACACUAUUAUACUCUAUCUGCGGAAAGAAGUUAGUAUAGCGCUCUUUGCAAUGUAAUCACAUACAAAAGAUAGAGAUGAAAAUCACAAACGAACGUUUU
Maniola jurtina (meadow brown) is the source of this 1654-nucleotide messenger RNA. RefSeq lists its product as uncharacterized. The transcript has 2 exons. Bases 131 to 1132 code for a protein of 333 amino acids. NCBI's taxonomy places the organism in Eukaryota, Metazoa, Arthropoda, Insecta, Lepidoptera, Nymphalidae. The record is from RefSeq and is a predicted model, not a curated record.